Messenger RNA from Hibiscus syriacus, 1007 nucleotides. RefSeq names its product protein FAM133-like. Bases 122 to 880 code for a protein of 252 amino acids. The transcript is spliced from 4 exons. Lineage: Eukaryota; Viridiplantae; Streptophyta; Magnoliopsida; Malvales; Malvaceae. The record is from RefSeq and is a predicted model, not a curated record.
CUUAAUUAGAAUAAAUUUUAGGAUUAGGGUUUUCGAUACUGAAGGAGAAACGGUGUGAUUGUUUCAAUUUAUUCGUGUUUUCACUUCAGGAUUGCAUCAGUCCGUCAAGUGAUUGGCUUAGAUGGAUCUGGAAACUGAAAACAGAAUAGCUGCUAUUCUCUUGAAAGAAGCAUCUGAACUGAGGCGGCAAGCAGAUAGGGAAGGUGUUCAUGUGUAUUGUCAGCAGCCAAAAGUAAGGGGUCUGCCAAAUUCUCGGUUUAUCACUGCAACUGUGCUCGGUGUACAGCAAGCUAAUCGAGCUGUUGAAGUGAAUGAGAUGUGGCGUGCAAGACAAAAGGAGCUGGAGCUAAAUGAUAGGCUAAAAGGAGGAUCGGAAAAUGAUACCAAGCACAGCAGGAGUUAUAGGAACAGUAGAAACUCCUCCAGAAGGACCAGUGAAAAGCAUGACAGUGAUUUGAGUGCUUCAUGCUCAUCAAGCAAGAUAAUGAACGAGAGUUCUUAUUUAGGGGAAGAUGAAGGUCUAAGAGAUGAAGAUAUUGAGAAAUUUCUUCAGUCAAGGGUAAAGCGUGGUCGAGGUUCUAUAGGUUCAAGGAUGGAUGAAACAGGACCUUACCUACCCAAAAAUUCUGAUUCCCCGGAAAUGGUUUCAACAAACCCUAUUGUGAGGGAACAUCGUGUCACAUUAGGUCCCGAGAAGCCUUUUUCAUUGAGGUCUGAUGAAUCUUCUUCCGAUGAGGAUCUUCGAGAACAUAGACGGAAGAAAGAGAAGGAUCCCUCUAAGUGUUCAGAAAAGAAACAUAGAAGGAAGCACGAAGCUAAAGAAAACUCGAUAGAUAAGAAAAAGAAGAGGAAGGAGGAGAAAAGAAGUAAACAUCGCUAGUGUAUACAAAGGUUUUACAUAAGUUAGUUUUAUCAAUUAAUUCAUGUACCAUUUGGAUCAGCUGUAGUUAGUAGAGACGGGUUGUUCCUUAUUCUAUGAUGAAAAUGAGUAUUUGUGAAGGUGUGCA